Molecule: messenger RNA, 867 nt
Organism: Cladophialophora immunda
Lineage: Eukaryota; Fungi; Ascomycota; Eurotiomycetes; Chaetothyriales; Herpotrichiellaceae
Exons: 1
Coding region: 1-867 (288 amino acids)
Biological process (GO): fungal-type cell wall polysaccharide metabolic process
Cellular component (GO): fungal-type cell wall
Source: RefSeq, a predicted model, not a curated record
AUGGCUUUCGGGCCACCGCCGCCACUAGAGGUCACGAGCGGUGUGUCGCUGGGGCUCAGUACCUCGGUAGCUUCGGUGACGGCUUCAAUGACGGCUUCAAUGACGUCGAAUUCGGUGGAGUCAAAUACCGCCUCAUCAUCGAGUGGAGGCCUUUCCGCGGAGGGAAAGAAAGGGCUGGCGUACAACGACGCCUCGCUAACUGACGCCUUCGAUGGUAGGGGGAUGACUUGGGCGUACAACUGGGCGGCUAGUCCUGGAGGCCAGCUUGUGGCCGGUGUGGAGUUCGUUCCUAUGCUUUGGGGUCUGGUGAGGUUGGACACUUGGUCCUCUUCCGUGAACUCUGCCAUUGCAAGUGGCGCGAAACACGCCUUGGGCUUUAACGAACCCGACGACACCAACCAAGCUAAUCUGACUGCGGCCAUGGCAGCAAGUUAUCACAUUCAAUACAUGAACCCCUUGGCAGGACAAGUGUCUAUCGGCUCCCCUGCCGUCACCAACGGCGAUGGCCUGGAUCCACCGCAAGGAGUCCACUGGCUGCAGGCAUUCUUCACAGCUUGCGCCGGGAAAUGUGAGGUCGACUUCGUAGCAUUUCACUGGUACGGCUCGGUGAGCGACAUCGCCGGCUUCCAGCAGCACGUAGAGGACGUUACUCUCGCUGCGGCGGCAGCCAAUGUUACAAAAUUAUGGUUAACGGAAUUCGGCGCUAAUGGGACGGACGCUGACGUCGCUUCCUUCUUGACCCAAGCCGUGAACUUUCUUGAUUCAACGACGCAGGUCGAACGGUACGCCUACUUUAUGUGCAGUGACGGGAUAUUGGUCAACGGAGGCACGAUCUCGUCUCCCAUCGGUGAAGCAUAUGUCGGGUAA